This is a messenger RNA of Parastagonospora nodorum SN15, 1374 nucleotides long. RefSeq lists its product as hypothetical. NCBI's taxonomy places the organism in Eukaryota, Fungi, Ascomycota, Dothideomycetes, Pleosporales, Phaeosphaeriaceae. The record is from RefSeq and is a predicted model, not a curated record. Gene Ontology annotation, molecular function: aspartic-type endopeptidase activity. The transcript has 8 exons. The coding region runs from base 1 to 1374 and encodes 457 amino acids. Gene Ontology annotation, biological process: proteolysis.
AUGCCUUCUUACGAACGUGUCGCUAUCCAGCGCAACCCGAAAUACACCCACAAUGGAACGAAGUCAUACGUAUUCGCCAUGAGCAAGUAUGGCUUCGACUCCACCAAACCUGGUCCUUACUUUUACGCCAAACAAUUCCAGGCGCAAGGGAAAUUCGGCAGCGCCAUUGGUGGACGCAUGAGGACGAAGCAUGUUUUGAAGAAGCGUCACCACCAUCACGACGCACCACAACAACCCAAACCCUCGGACCCUUCCCCGCCGUCGACUGGCGGAGACGAGCCGCCAUCGUCUGAUCCUGGCAAUGCGGAUGAGGUGACGGCCGAAGACAUCCAGAACGACUCGCUGUAUCUUUGCCCGACCCUGUACCUUGACUUUGACACGGGCUCCUCGGAUCUUUGGCAAAAGGUCUGGUCAACGGAACUACCACAAAGCAUUCUUAGCAAAGCCAAUGCGCAGGAACAACAAGUUGCAUUCGAUGCGACCAAGUCUAGCACUUUCAAGAAGCUGAGUGGUGCGACUUGGAAGAUCUCAUAUGGCGAUGGAUCAUCUGCCAGUGGUGACGUGGGCACCGACGUGAUUGACCUCGGUGGUCUCAAGAUCGAGAACCAAGCCGUCGAACUUGCAAAGGAGCUAUCUCAGCAGUUUACAGAGGGCAACGGAAGCGGUCUCCUCGGGUUGGCGUUCAGCUCCAUCAACACUGUCUCACCCGAGCCACAGAAGACGCCAGUCGACAAUGCGAUCUCGCAGAAAGAUGUCAAGCAGCCACUCUUCACAGCUUACCUCGGUAGUUGGCGCGACACCGACGAAGCUGACAAAGGCGAGAGCUUCUACACCUUUGGCUUCAUCGAUCAAAAUGCCAUGAAGGCAGCUGGCGCCACUGAGCCCAACUACGCCACAGUCGACAGCAGCCAGGGUUUCUGGCAGAUCCAGUCGACGAGCGCUACCAUCAAUGGCCAGACCAUCACCCGCAGCAACAACACUUCCAUUAUGGACACUGGAACCACGCUUUGCCUGGUCGAAGAUUCUCUGGUAGAGGCGGUCUACAAGGCUAUUCCGGGAUCAAAGUACGAUUCCGAGAACCAAGGCUACCUCUUCCCCGCCAACACGUCUGUGGACCAGCUACCGGACGUUACGCUUGCCAUUGGCGACGCGCAAGUGAGCUUUCAGAAGGAGGAUUUGGGCUUUGCAGAUGCCGGUAAUGGCAUGGUGUAUGGAAGUAUACAGUCGCGAGGUACGAUGGACAUGGACAUCUACGGCGACGCCGUGCUCAAGGCUAUGUACGCGAUAUUCGACAUGAACAAUGGCUCCCCGCAGUUCGGCUGGGUGCAGCGCAAGGAGGCGAACCAGAACACUUCGGCACCACCAGCCCGCUAA